CCAACAUCGCCGAGUCUCAAUCCACCCCCGACACCUCUCAAUCCUCCCCGAUUUAAUCGCAAAUAUCAUCUUCAAGAUGCCCGCCUCUCUCUUCCGCCUCGCCGCUCGCGGCCCCGCCACCUUUGCUCGCGCUGCUGCCGUCCGCCCUGCCGCCAUGCCCCUAAUGGCCCGCGUUUCUUUCAGCACCUCCAUGCAUCGCCGCGCUGAGCACGCCGAGGAGACCUUCGAGGAGUUCACUGCCAGAUUCGAGAAGGAAUUCGACAGCGUUCAGGAUGUCUUCGAGCUCCAGCGCAACCUCAACAACGCUUUCGCUUACGAUCUUGUCCCCUCCGUCUCUGUCGUCGCUGCCGCUCUCAAGGCUGCUCGCCGUGUUAACGACUUUGCUACCGCCGUCCGCGUUUUCGAGGGUGUCAAGGCCAAGGUCGAGAACAAGACCCAGUACGACCAAUAUCUCCACGAGCUCAAGUCUCUGCGGGAAGAGCUCGGUGUCCCCUUGAAGGAGGACCUCUACCCCGAGGAGAAGUAAACGCAUUGCGAAAGGACCUUGAUAUUUUUUUGAAAACUUGUUUUUUCGUUGUCCCAUGAACGGGAACUGAAAAGAGCGCCGCGGAGGAGGAAUCUUGUAAAGGCUUUAGAAGGAGGUUGCUGAAGAAUGCCCUUUGUAUAUGAUAUUAGA
Messenger RNA from [Torrubiella] hemipterigena, 676 nucleotides. The record is from the annotation of a GenBank genome assembly. Lineage: Eukaryota; Fungi; Ascomycota; Sordariomycetes; Hypocreales; Clavicipitaceae.